AACAGUAUACCGUUUCGAACAAGAGUUAGUUUUUGGAAAAAAAAUGAGCGAGUCUUUUCCUUGAUACCUUAUCAAAUAACGAAGAAUAUCGGAUGAAAUAAUUCGACUGGUUUCGACCAGCCAACUCGAAUACAAAUCUUCCGUGAAUCCUUUCGAGAUCCUAGGUUUCUAGCGCGGGAAGCCGAGAACUCGAAAAAACUAAUUGCAUUCCGAUGUAGCUCGUUUACCAUCGGAGCCAAGUAACGCGCCAUCAUCGUGGCCAGCGCGAACCUUUUGUCAUCCGCUAACUUCCUAGAUUGUAAUUUUCCCCGUAGAUUAACUUUCCACGGAUCCACUUCCUUUUUCCGUGAAACUUUCCUCCCAAUCAUUAGCACGGAACUCCCCUCACGGAAUGAGACGGACAUUACACUUUACCGAAUACCUUUGUCCCUUAUCUCUCUCUCUCUCUUCGAAAUUAAAAUUGGAAUCGUCCAACGUUAUCCUUUCUCUCUCCUUUUAUCUCUCCCCUUUUCCUUACGUUAAUAUCGCUCUCAUCGAUGUUUAAACCUGGGAUUCGCCCCUUUUCAUAAAACGAUAAAACCCGCCGGCUUCGAAACUCGCCACUUCCCUCGACGGAAAUUAAUCGAGUCGAAAACUUUACCGAUACAUCCACGAAGAUGGGCUCGAGAGAAGAUAGAUCAACGUCAAAACGUACACACCGAUCGAGUGAAUCGAGGAGAAAAAACGAGGAGGGUGGGAAAGAAGCAGCCGCAAGAGGAGGCACCCUUAACUCGAUUAACCAUGGAGCCGGCAUCCAGCAAUGAGAAUAAUUAUCGCGAGCGAUCGAUCAAUCGUUUCGGAGGGCAUUGGAUUAAAGCGCUAUUAAACGGCUCCAAUCGAUCGGAUCCGAUUGUUUUCGAACCGAUUCCCUCUUCCUACACGCGACCAAGAUCGAUUACUUCGAAGAUCCAUUCUUCGUAGAGGAACGUUGUUGAACAGAGGGAAAUGUCAUCUUGUCGACGAUUUCUGUGACCGGCUACAAAACUAAUUUCAUUCGGUGGAUUUUUAUAAUGGCUCGCUCCUCUGUCAGCGCGCCGCCAAUCGGACAGGUUCGGUGAAGGAGCCUUAACCUUUCUCCCUUCCUUCUCUCCGUCUUGAGUUUAUUCUUCGCGUAAUUUUAUGUCGUAAAUUGGACGUGUGACAUCCAAUCGCAUCGUUUACGAGAUUAAUUCAACGAAAUUCAUUUCUCAAGUAAGAUCCUCUUCUCUUUUCCAACGCGAGAAAACGCGAAAAAGCAGGAUUUGAAGAUUCGGUUUCGGUAUUUUUCUCCAUUAUCAACAUCGAUCAUUUCGUAACCGGGCGGUAUUAACCUCGUCGAUCCUUAAUCCCGGAUGAGUCUCCUUGGAGGUUUCCCUCCUACGAUUAGAGAAAUGAAAUAGCCGAUAAAUCCAUCGUUCUCAGGAUUGACAAAUGUCAUUAAUUAUCUGGGAUCUCUUCAACAUUCGCAUAUUACAUCGUCUUUGGAAGCUCCUUUCUUCUUCUUUUUCCUCCGUUAAAACUUCUCUCGUAUCUUUUUUUAGAUAGAAAUUGGAGAAAGAGAUACGAUAUGGAGAAAUUAUUGGGGUCCGUGUCGUUCGAAAUUUUCGAUUCGCGGAACAACCCUUUAGCAACGAUUUUUAAAGCGUCUUCUCGCACCAACCAAUGGAUUUCGUAUCUCGGGAUUCCCUCCACGACGGUUUCCAUCCUUAUAUUUUCCAGAACAACUCUCCCUAUCCAGCCUCGAAAGCUUUCUUAUCGGGGCCGGCCACCACCCCUUCCACAACCCGUUUAACACGUUCAGUCCCAGACGCACACUUUACAAAAUUAGCUUUGUCAGCCCUUAACCAGGUACGUACAGCGAUGGUCCGGGCUCCAGAUGGUCAAGAUACAACUCGAGGUCCCCCUCAUUUCAACCCUCUCCAACCGGACAAGGAGAAUUGGGGUCGAGACCAACCCAGUUUUCGCGUCAUCGGACCGACAUCUUCUCUUUUUUCCUCACCCAUUUAACCGCUUUCAAACCACUUAUUUCCCUUUUCCUUUUCCUUUUCGUUUUCCUUUCGGAGGAAGGAUCGUUCACAAUUCUCUCUUUUUCUCUCUUUCUGUCUUUGUGGAGAUAUCUUUGCCAGAAAGAUGAAUAAAAUUUCGAAAUCUACGAUUAAUUAUUCGAAUUAUUGAAUCGUGGUUCCUUUUCUUUUAAACAGUCACGUGUUCGUUCGAUCAUCUUAGUACGAGAAAGAUGUCAACUAUUUGUUGAAUCCAACGCAUCGAUACGGAGAGAAAUGAUCAAGAAAAGGAAGGAAGUAAGAAAAAGUGUGCGUCGAGUUGCGUUUCGAAUUGAUUUACAAAGAGACUGUAAGUAAGAGAGAAAAUAACGAUGGAACGAAAUUUUUGAAUUCAAUUUUCACGUUGCGUAACUUUUGAUAAAAAAAAAAUAAAAAUAAUAAUAAAAAAAAUGAUCCAAGUCGCGCGAAAUGAACGAUUAGACAGGGCAAAUAAUUGUUUCAAUUGCAGCCACACUCGAUGCGGCGGUGUUCGUUAACGUUGAACAAACUCGUUUCGCGUGGCCAUCCCGGAACAUUGCACGCUCAGCGUUUCCGGGGCUGCGCGUUAAAAACAUUAGCGACAAUUUUAAACGCUUUCGGCCGGCCAAUUUGAAGGGAAUGCCGAUUGGGCUGUGUGCUCGGCCAAUUUUUCCUAUUUUUUUCUUUUUUUCUCGCGCAAACAUCCCCGUCCAGUCCUCCAAAAAAUCACCAUUAUUCCGCAUCGUUGCGAUUAAUUAAUCCUCGCCGUUCCGAUCGCUUGUUUAUCGCCGAGGGGAGGAGAAGAACAAACCCUCCUUUUCCCUCCCUCUUCUAAUUCCGAUCUGUUUAAAAAUCGAAAUUGCCAUUUCGUCGAAAGGGCAUUUGAAAAAAAUACCCUGGAAAACUCGAGAAAAGAUGGAUUUCAUUGAAGCCCUGGUGAACAAAACCCCGGGGUUUGAAUUCGCUUGAAACAUCCUCGUUAAAAAAAGAACACGAAGCUCUCUCUCCUCAAAGGAGAGAAAUGAAGGAGCAAUCGGUUCCAGCAAUCUGCCGCCCGACUCGUGCAUCUUGGCCAGCCACGAAUUGCUUGUUAUUUAAAAAAACGGAGAGGCGAGGAAGAGACGAAGAUCCUCUCCUUUAUUUACGUACGAUUUUCGCUGAAAGCGGCGCGAUACGAUUUUUCCGUCAGACGCAAGAAUCGAGAAGAUCGAGGGCGGAAGAAAGAAAGAAAGAAAGGAAGGAAGAAAGAGGAAAGAGAAGGAAGAAAAGACUUAAAAAGACGCGGCAAAGGUAAUCCCUCUCCCUCCUCUCUAUUCCUUCCUCCGAAAGCUUAAAUUUACCACGAGCAUUAACUUACCGAAAUAGUACACACAUACAUGCGAAUACGCGGGGGCGUGAUUCUUCCAGUCGAAAGUAAUUUCUCUUGUGAUAACAACCUCCCUGUGGGGCAACGCUCGCUCAUGAGAAUUACAUCUCCGCGACCGGUUCAACCGGAAUAAACGCUUAUGGCACACUUUUUCCCUCCUCUCCUCCCUCCAUUCCAGGAGAGGUCUCGAUCGACAGUGAUACUUCGACGAAUCUUAAUAUUCCGACGAUGAUCGUCGUCGAGCUAAUUUCCUCCUCGACGGAGAGAGAUCGUUUGUUGUUAUCGAGAUGAUAAAUUUUUAGAGAAUUUUUAAAGAAGAAUGGAUUUCGCGAAAAAAAGAAAUUUCCAUGGACGGAUGAUGGGGGAACGUGAUUGAUCGCGUUUCCGACCAGGCGAAAGAAAGGUAAGGGAGAGAUUUUUUUUGCAAACGACUCGAACUUCCUCUCUUUACUUUGGGAAAUUUUCCUCUUUCGAAAGAAUCGGCACGCUUCUUCCUUCCAUCGCGUGAAAACGUACGAUCGAGAACGAAAGGUUGUUGGGUUUUAAAGAUUGGAGCAAGGUUGUCGAGAGGAUCGAAGAUCCAGAUUUUUCACAGUCUCGAAGAUUUUACGGAGAUUUAAUUGCGACGCAUCAUCGUCGAUGAUGUUACAUUACACGUAGAAUAUGAAAAUUGAUGCGAUCAAGUAGUUUUCGACGUGUAACAAAAGCUCUGGUGUCUCAUUCCAAUUUUAAAUCAAUUGACAUUUUAAUCGAUAAAUUACAGCAUCAAUUUUUCAAAAUGAAACGAAACGUGCACACACACGUGUAAGCCACUGAUUGAAUUUAGUGUCGAUACUUUUUCAUCAAUUUCGAAACGAUUCCAUUUGCAAAAAAGGAUCAUUCUUUUUUUCUUUUUUCCUUUUUUUUUUUUUUUUUUAGGACAUUAGAGAAAUGAAUUUUUCCCGUAUCGCUUUCAUUCAUUCGAUAACACGUAUGAUAUCACCCUCCUCUAAAAUGGCCCAUAUUUAUCGGGGUUGAGCACCAAGUUAAACCCUCUCCGCGAUACCGUCGAUCGUUGGCGCGCUUGACGUUGUGCAAACUCAUAAUCGUUCCGAUUCGCGAGUCCUCAAAGCAACCCUCGAACUUUCCCGCCAUAGAAGGGAAACUUGUUUGACGCGGCCUAAGGCGGUUCCAAGUCUCACGUCAAGGAUUUUGGACAGUGCUUAAUGUUGCUCCACUUGCGACUGCAAUAAGUCUUCGAGAUACAUCUUCGAAAUCCAUCCCUCAAUUUGUAAUUAAUCACGCUCCGAAUCAUUUCAGAUAUCGAACAAAUCAUUCCUCGUAGAAAAUAUACAAUUUUUAUACACAUUCUUUCUUUUUAACUAUAUACAUACUAUGAUGAUCUAAUCUCUCAUACUUAUUUUCGAUUCUUCUUCUUCUUCUUCUUCUUCUUUCCAUUAUUUUUUACUUUUCAUUUUUUUAUCGUGACCUCCUCUUUUCUUCAUAUUUUAUUUACGAUUAUUAUUUUAUCUCCCCGUACGAGUGAAUUUCAAAAUAUCUUUCACAAUUUGUACAACAGAUAGAUAAGAAAGAAACGAGAAACUUGUUUGGAUUCGAACCUCGAGAGUCAAACUCAUUUCCAACUCAUCACUCUGCCAACGAUCUUAUUAUUAUCAAUAAUUUCCAUUUCCUCUCUAAAUUUCGCAAAUAUUCAUAAACGUAUGUAUCCGCGGUUGAUUAACGAUGAAAUUUCCUACCAUCCCUAUAAUAAUAAUUCUUCGAAAUUCGGUUUAGCGAAUUAAUGGGGCGGCUCGUCCCGUUAUUAGCUUCCCUGUAAUUCGCGCGAGAUAAUUUAGUUCUUAAGUUACAUUAGCUACACCCAUUUUACAUCUGUUCUCCGCCUUCCGCCCAACGGAAUCUCAACGGCAAACAAAAGGAUCGUAUCCAUUUCCCGCAGAUCUCGUAACUCGUGACAUCCCCGUAGGGAUAUAUUCUGCGCGCACGCCUUACCGGCACACUACGUGAUUCCGUUGUUUGCCAGUCAACCGAAACUCGUCGCUUUAUUUAAUUAAAAGCCGGAGAACCACUUUUAACGGAAAUGAUAAAUCACGUUUAUUAUAAUGCCGUCAGUUAUUUCACACAGUCGUGUAUGACGAUUCAUAGCACGCUUCAUAAAUUCGACCCGCUCUCGAUAGAAAAUAUAAUAGAAACGAAUCCUUCUUCGUGCAACAUGCGUGUCUGAUCCUUAUUUAUUUAUCAUUAUCGGAAAGGAUAAUAAUCUUUUUCCUUUCCAAAACAUUUCCACUUCUUAUCCUGAGAAAAAAGAAAACUGAAUCGAUAAAUUAAAAAAGAAUUUCUUCUUUUUUCAAAAUCCAUCACUCAUUCGAUGAAAUCUCGCUCGAUCGAUCGCUGGAUCAUCCUCGAGUUUCUCUCCUAUUGUCCGAUACGAUUUCUUCUCAAUAUCUUUCCGAUGUUAAUAUCGAAUUGAUUAUUGAAUUAUUCUCUCAUCCAAGUUUCCCCUUCCACUCGAGAGAUGAGGAUUCCAUUUGAUGUUUCCCCAGAAAAUUUUAAUCGAAUCUCCCCGCGAGAGUUUAACGCAACCAUGGAGAAAGGGAAGAGAGAGAGAGGAGAGGAUGGUUAAUCCUCGAAAAUUUUGAUCCCUUCGUUCGUUCGACGAAGCCACCGAAAAGGAUCUUGGAUCUGAAAUUAGAGAUAGGGCGGGGCUGGAGCUUGUGAAUACCAACCAUCGGCCGCCAUCUGCGAACCGUUGGCCGAACAAUCUUGGGAACUGCGGCUCGUGCAACGCGGACUGCAAUAGUGCCGCGCUCCAAUCUUUAAAAACGGAAUUUUGUACGUUCUCCUCUCCUUUUUUUUCAACCAUUCUUGAUCGAAACGAAAUGUUAAUACCGUUUUUUCUUAAAUUGGGAAAGCUAUCCCAUCAUUUCUUUUACCACCCUUAAGAAAAAUUCCUUGCUUAAAUUCCACCUUUCGAUUCCAGAAAACGAUCGGCAUAAUUUAAACUCAAAACAAUUAAAAAAUGAUCAUCAACGUUGAAAAGAGGGAGGAGGGGAUGACAUCGUCUGAAUUCCAGCAUCCGUUUUCCGUUUUCGAGAAAAACGUGCGGCCAGGUUCCAGCACGGUGAAGUCGAACGUCGUAGAACGGAAGACGUACGAGCGUUGAGAAAUUGGCGAGGUUGGUGAAUUCGCAAAUAUAAUCAAUGAUGUAUCCUCGCCCCGUGUUUCCAACUUCGGCCCAGAUAUCCAACAAAGCCCCCGCGGCGUCGUGGCCGGGGUUUCCCAUUUGGGCGGAGACACGCGCAAAGUACUGGAGAAUAAUUACAAGUUCGUUCCAUUGAAUCCGGAAUGCGCUAAACAACGCGGAAACAGCCGCAUUGCGAUUCGAUGAUUAAUUCAAUCUCGGGCUAAUGCAUACUGAUCCCCUGCUGUGCGCGAAUUGAAUUGUUUUAAAUGCCUCCCCCCUCCUCGCCUCGCCGACCCGAUGAUAAACGCGUGGCCCGACCCGGAGGAGAUUUUGCAAAUUUACGGAAAUGAUAGCCAGAGAUUCUCGCACGAAAAUGUUUGGACGAGUCGCGAGAGAUAGGGAUUGAAAUUCAACUUGCCGCGAAGAUGUAACAUUAAGAUUUGGAAAUUUAAUCCUCUUUUUCUUUUUUCAAAGAUUCAAUCUUUGAGAAAGUUUCUUUCGCCCAGGGCGGGUAAACUUGUUCUUCCGCUUCGCAUCAAAAAUGUAGCGGUAUCGCGCGAGUUUCUAUUCGCGUGUACGCGCGAAUAGAAUUUAGUUCUAUUAACAAUUACGCAAUUUAUUAGACCGCUGUAAAACUGUAAAACUCCGUUGUGGUAUCCGUUUCUUUUUUUCUUUCCUUUUCUUCUUUUAACGUCCUGCCAUAUAUAUAUUAUAAAUCGUUAAAGCCAGUCUCGUUCGAGAUUUUAAGCCGUAAGAGACUUGUCGUUUCGUUUCGGGGGAGAAGCGAGUUUAAGCUCGAUUAAGAGAUUUCGAGGAGUCUUUAAACAAUUCUUGUCGCUUCUUUUUUUAACUGGCGUACUAUAAACGAUUUAAACGAUUUAAUUCUUCUUGCCUUCCGUUAAAUACGCAGUGUUUCGAGACGAAUGAUAAUUUUGUAUCCACGAAAUGACGCGUCGUACAUCCUUCAAACGUUCUCCACCGCUGACGAUGUACGUAGCGGUCGUGUGCUACCUCACCCCGUGGGUAUCCGGAGUGAAAAACAUCACCCACGGGGUGGCGAGACACCUUAGAUCUAUUGGAUUUCCCGAGGGCAGCGGCGCAGGGAUAUUCUUCGCCCUUGGAGUGCCCGUCGACAUUCCCGACAAAUCGGUGCUAUUCUCUCUGUAUUUCGAAGCGAAUUACGUGCUCCCAGGUGAGUGGAGCUCCAAUUAUUAUUGGGACGAGUCGGGUGGUCUCGAAAAACGGAGUCUGGAUCGACGGCUGGCUUACGAUAUUCUUAUUAGCAAAUUGGAAAGUUUCGGUUAUUCCGGGGAAAAUUGUCUGCGAAAAAUGAUCUGCGAAGUUGCCAACUUUCCUCUAACUAAUAAUGGCGUGCUCGGCGAUGUCCUGCAAAUUUUAUUUACGCCAUCCUCUUCGCAAGAUGAAAAUCUUCCGAGCGAGAUCACCGAGGCUGAGUACGCGAAAGAUUGCAAUAACCGCUAUAAAAAAUGCCCUCAAAGUCCAUUAGCCUUGAUAAGGUAUCGUGAUCUCAACGAUAAUAGUUAAAAAAAAAAAAAAAAAGCCACGGUUAUUAAACGCAAUCUUCAUAAUUCGUGGCACGGUUCGUGGCCUGUCGUCCGAUAAUGUCGUCUCGUAAAAAAAAACAAGAUUCUUACAUCUCUAAGAUAAAUAACAUUUAUCAACAUCGAACGAUACAUACCAUUUUUUUUUUUUUUUUUUUUACAACAAUAUUGUAAUAUUUAUUAAAUCAGAGAAAAUACAUGCGUCUUUCCUCUCAUUUUCGUAUUCGCAUGAUUCGUUUCUCGUUUUAAGGAACAUUUCGACAUUUAAUAAAAGCUCCAAUCGAAAAAUUCACGAGACAUGGUACGAAGGCUGUUCAUUUAAAAAGAGAAAAGGGAGCAACGCAAUUUAUAGUAGUUCUUUCUUAUAUGUAUAAAAAAAUGAAGCGUUUAAAUUAUAAUUGUAACUAACAAUGAUAAGAGAUUGAAAAUGAUCGAAGUAAAAAUACUUAAGAACUAUGGAAGAAGAAUAUUAUCGAAAAAAAAAAAUAUAUAAAUAUACGCGAAGCAAGUUGUUAUAUAAA
Molecule: messenger RNA, 8669 nt
Organism: Apis mellifera (honey bee)
Lineage: Eukaryota; Metazoa; Arthropoda; Insecta; Hymenoptera; Apidae
Exons: 4
Coding region: 7532-8131 (199 amino acids)
Source: RefSeq, a predicted model, not a curated record